Messenger RNA from Falco peregrinus (peregrine falcon), 9379 nucleotides. It is a transcript of the gene BDP1, whose product is annotated as B double prime 1, subunit of RNA polymerase III transcription initiation factor IIIB. Gene Ontology annotation, biological process: RNA polymerase III preinitiation complex assembly. Gene Ontology annotation, molecular function: TFIIIC-class transcription factor complex binding. The coding region runs from base 64 to 7137 and encodes 2357 amino acids. The transcript has 42 exons. The record is from RefSeq and is a predicted model, not a curated record. Gene Ontology annotation, cellular component: transcription factor TFIIIB complex. NCBI's taxonomy places the organism in Eukaryota, Metazoa, Chordata, Aves, Falconiformes, Falconidae.
CCAGUGACAUGCCGUGAGGCGACCGCGAUCGCGGCCUGCACCGGGCCGCGCGCCGCCGGCGCUAUGUUCCGCCGAGCCCGCCUCCAUGUGCGGCCCAACGUGCGACCCGCGGGCAGGGGCGCCGGCGGCGCGGCGGACCCGGAGCCUCAAAGCUCGAGCUCCCCGGCGGCUGCCGGAGCAGAGGCGGCGGCGGGAGCGGCGACCGAGCCCCCGGCGACCGAGCCCCCGCCGGCCUCGCAGCGGGCUGGGAGCGAUGACAAGGCUGAUAGUUCAAUUGAUGCUGGAGAGGCUAGUAAACCUGCAGAGAUGCCUACACAGAGAAGAAAACGGAUCUGCACCAUGCCCAAUCUUGUCAAACCCAGAGCUGGACCUUCGUCUGCUCAGCGUUCUACAUCAAAACCACAAAGACGAGCAUCACAGACUCCUGAUGGCAGUGCUCCACUUCAGAAGGAUUCCUCUCCAUCAGAAAAGAGUAGUGUUGAAAGCUCUUCAAAGUCUCUCAUGCUGCCUGAAAAGAAAACACCCGUGCCACAAGUGCCACAGUUUUCCCCACUAAAAAAAAUGGUGAACAAAGAGCAAACUAUAGGUGUAGCUGCUCAAAAAAAUGAUGAUACCUUGCAGAACAUACCCUCCCCACUCAAGGAGAGACCAACACAGGAAAGGUCGAGAACACAGGAGGAAAAGCCACCUACGAAACCUGCUCCUGUAAAAGAGAAACAAAUGUGUUCUGACCGUGAAAGGAUCCUCAAAGCUCAGAAGUUAAGAGAAAUGCUUAAAGAAGAGCUGAAGAAGGAGCGGAUGCAGUUGAAACACAGACCUCCGAUAUUUGAAGGACGUUCUCCACCAGAUCGUUCUAAAAUGACCAUGAGAGACUUGAUAUACUAUCUGCCAGAAAACAAUCCUAUGAAGUCUUCACUGGCAGAAGAAAAGAGAACAGAAAAAAAUUCUGCACUGGGUCAAAUGAAAGAACAGGAAGAGAAAAGUAGUCCUGAUCAUGAAGAUGAGGAGGAGGAAGAAGCAGAGAAUGGGGAGGACAGUCAGGAUGGUCCACUUCUAGUUCCUCGUGUAAAAGUAGCAGAAGAUGGCUCCAUUAUUCUGGAUGAAGAAAGUUUAACUGUAGAAGUUCUAAGAACAAAAGGUCCAUGUGUUGUAGAAGAAAAUGAUCCCAUCUUUGAGCGUGGCUCUACAACUACGUAUUCUAGCUUCAGGAAAAGUUUUUACUCCAAACCAUGGUCAAAUAAAGAAACAGACAUGUUCUUUUUAGCUAUCAGUAUGGUAGGAACAGACUUCUCCUUGAUUGGACGGCUGUUUCCUCAUAGAGCCAGAGCAGAAAUUAAGAACAAGUUCAAACGUGAGGAAAAAACUAAUGGAUGGAGGAUAGACAAAGCUUUCAAAGAAAGGCGGCCCUUUGAUUUUGAGUUCUUUGCCCAGUUGCUUGAGAAGGUCUUAGCAGAUGAGGAAAAGAGAAAGCAAAAGACUGUUAAAAGCCAGAAGCCAAAGGAAAAGAAGCCAUCAAGGCCUCGGAAGAAGCCAAAAGCAGCAAAAGCUGCCAGCACAGAAGCUGCUAAUGAUCAAGAUGAUCUUCAGGAAGCCAGAAUUUCUGAUGCAGAAACAGAAGGAGAUGCUGUGAUGGCUGAGAAGGAAAAUGAGGAAUCUUUGAGCCUCUCUAAACAGGCAGAAGAACAGGUUUCAUUAGAGCCAGCACUGGCAAAAGAGAAGAGGAAAAAAAAGAGAAAAGAUGAUCUUGAACAGGAAGUGGAGAAUCUUCCAGAAGAAAUGUCUGUCCCUGCAAAAAUUGCCAAGGAAGGGAAGUCUUCUGAGAGAACAGAAAAAAAUGUAGUAUGUGAUGUAAACGGUGAUGGUCAUACUACCUGUGGAGAAGAACUGGGUGGUGUUAUUGAAGGAAAACAAGGUGAGACUGCUGUUCCAGAGGAAGAGAGAUCAGACUCCUGUUUACUAGUGGAUGACAUAAUGGAGAGAGAAAGUGAUGUCAAUUUAUGCAGCUUUGAAGAUAGCAAUGAUGUUAUAUUAGAAACAGGAUCUGCUGAACUAAGAACUCUAGGUACUAGGGAUGAUACAUCACAGGAAAGCCAGAUUUCAGAGUUACCAGUUUCAAAGAUCAGAAGCAAAGAAAGACAAUCUGAAGAGACUAGAGAAACAAAGAACAAAGGUGUAUGUGACUUACACAGACCAGAUAAAAAACAGAGUGUAUCAGAAAGUGAUUCUCAGUCUGAAGUCACGAAAACUGAAAAGCCAGCAGACAGAGGGCACUUGCAAAGACCUAAACCUACUUUUAGGAGAUCAUCUGGAAGGAGUGAAGCAGCAAUCCAAAAGAAAAUGGAGGCUGAAACUUCCACUCCAAACCUUGUGAAUACAGAUGAAAAGUACUCUGAGGAGGACAGUAGAAGAAACAGAAAUGAAGCCACAGAAGCAGAGAACAUGGAUUUGGAUACUAAAUCUGAAGAACCUGAGAAAACUGUAACUGCAAAGGCAAUAAUUAGAGGAUGUCGACAGAGAUUUAAGCCUAAUGUUACAAGAGCAUCUGGAAGGAAAGAAGAGCCUCAAAAAGAUGCAGGAAAGGAUAAAAUGUCCCAUCCACAGCCUAAGGGGGAGACUGAAAAGAAUACUGACCAAAAUAAUAGUUCUGAUGCUACCAGUGAAGAAGCUGCAGGAAAAGAUGAUAAAGUCCUGGAGACAGUGUCUCAGUCUAAUGAAACAGCUGUUUUACAAGAAGACAGCAAACAGAGUGUGCUGAAACCAACACCUCUAGAGAGAGGCAGAGUGCAGAGACCAAAACCAAAUCUAGGAAGAACUGCUGCAAGGCAAAAAGACGUGACAGAUGAAAAAGAUCCUGAAAAGCAGAAAACUGAAGGUGGAGAAGUAGAAGAACAUGCGAUACACCAUAGGGAUGAAAAGAACGACCCAGACCUCAAGAAUGAUGUGACGAUUCAUGAAGACAUUCAGCUGUGCAAUGUCAUGUUAGAAGGGGAUGUUUCUACAGAUUCUGAGAUGAACUCAACACCUACAAGGCAGUGUUCCGAAGAAAAGUCCUCAGAAGCAGAAAGUUAUGAAAGUGAAAAGGAAUUGUCAGAUGUCUUGAAACAGAUGUCAGAUUUCAGCACAGGGGAGUCUGGUCCUCGGAAGGAAGAGGAGAAAACCGUUGCAUCAUCAGCUCCGCUGCUGAGGAGUCGAGUCCACAGACCAAAGCCAAAUUUAAGAAUGACAACUACUAGAAAGGAAGUGCUGGAUGUAAAUAAUAAGAGUGUAUCACAGAAAGAUACCAACAAAGAAGAAAGUCUGACACAAUGUGACAGUGAAUGUAGCAUCCUUCCUGAUACAGAUAAAGCAGGAAAAUAUGAAGUAAUGCAGCCAUUGGAAUCCUUAGGAAAGGAGAAGUCACUUGGCACUCAGGAAGUUUCUGAGAGGCCAAGCUGUAAGUCACCAAAGACAUUUUCAAGAUCAGAGGAUGGUGAACUCAAGUUUUGUCUCCCUGAAAUUGUCCAAGAUGACACCUCAACUACUAAUGCAGACAAAAAUACCACUGAAGAUGAAAGUAAGCAAACACCUCUUCAACCUGUCCAGCUAGUGAGGAGUAGAUUUCAGAAGUACAAGCCAAGCUUCGUAAGAGCUGUUGGAAAGAAGGAGUUACAAAUAGCAGAAAAUGAGAGGGAGAAAAAUCCUGAAGCAGAGCAGUUGGUAUUGCAAAAAGAUGAGUCCACCAAUUCUGUCAUAGAUGAAAAUGAAGCUAGAUUGUGUCAAGCAAAUGUACUGAGCAAAGAGGAGCAGGAACAAGAAGUGCCUCAGGUGCCUUGUAUCUCUGAAGACACACUGUGCAAACAAAACAGCGCUGAAAAAUCCAUUUCCCAAGAAGGCAAACUGGGUGCUCUGAAACCAGGACAAUUCAUAAGGCAUGGAUGUCAGAGAACUAGACCAAACCUAGAAAGAGCAUAUAGUGAAAAAUCUCUAGUGGCACAACAUCUUGGUGCUUCAGUUGAAGAAGAAGCUAAUAAAGGAGAGAAUCUGCUUGUGGCUGAGGAAUCUGAGGAGCCUCUUUCCUCAAAAGAAGAUACGGAAGUAUUGUUUGUGGGGAAUUUGGCCAAGAAUGACAAUAUAGACAUAAAUCUAGAACAAGAUCAUCUACCUACAGAUGCUGUAGGAGACAUUCAGGAUACCACAGAAAGGUCCAAUGUUAAAUUAAGUUCUGGAGAAGAAAGUAAACAGAGUGACACAAAACAUUUUUAUGAAGCGGGAAAACCCCACUGGAACACAAGGCCAAACCUAGAGAGAGUUACUAGAAAAAGAGAUUAUCCUGAAGAAGGUGAAAACAGAGAAGAGGGCAAUGCUGGCAACAGAAAUGCAGAAGUGUGUUUGGUGUCAGAAAAAACAGGUUUAUCCUUGCAAAGCUCUAGUAACAUAGUGGAAGCUGCAUCCUUCUCAGAGGCUACAAGAAAACACAAUUUUACAGACUCUGGUGAAGAAACAUCUUGUAAAAGAAUCAGGCAGGAUAGUAGACUCCAGUCUUCAGAAAGAUCAGCGGAGGGUGAGACUCAAAUAGAACAAGAAGAUGAUUUUCAGCUUUCUACCUCUCAGAAAAAAGAUUCAGACAAUCUCACAAGAAGGCAGUCCAAAAGGUCAUCAAAAUGGGUAGAGCUGCCAAAGCAUGUCUCAGAGCUAAGAACUGCUGCUGCUUCUGCCUCUGAAUGUGAGGCUGAUUGCAGUGAGAAGGGGAAUCAAAGGCAAGAAGUUAAACUGAGUGCUCCUAGAGGCAAAAGUUUGACAAUUACACAUAGAAAGAAAUCUGGCAAGGAGCACAGAAGUUCAAAGACAACCUUGGUGACCCUCUGGGCUUCUCAAGAAGAAGAGGAGGAGGAGGAGGCAGAUGACUUUGAGCCUGAAAAUGAAGAUGAAUGCUUUCCACCAGAGGAAGUAAACAAAGCUCCAGUAUUUGUUCCUAUAAGUCUUCGAUCUCCAGAACCUGUUCCUGUUCAGAUAGAGGAAACCAUGGAGGAGCUGGAAAUAUCUGUGAAUAUACCAGAUGUGCAGGUGGCUACUGAUGUUGAAAGUCUCUCUCAUGCAUCUGUCCAGCCAAUGGUACAGAGGGAGGAAAAAGUAAACACCUUAACAUCAGAAACAACCGUACAUGAAAAUCCAGAGGUGGACAAAGGAGCUAAUGAUGGAAGCGCUGAAGCUGCCAUGACUUUACUUGCAAUGGGUGAUCCAAUGUUCCAGUUAAAAACAAGCACUGAAGAAUGGACACACAUCUUACCCACUCAAGAUGAGUUGGACAUGGCCAGUAGCCUUAUAACCCAUGCCUACUCCAAACAAAAUACAACUUCUAGUCAGUAUUUACUGUCUUCAGACUCUUCUACCAAGGAAUUGGUCCCAUCUGAGAAUGGAAGCAGCAUUAAUCUAGAGGAUCAAAGCACUGGCACAAGAAUAGAUGUUGAAGAAUAUUUUGAGAAAAAUGCUACAGAUAACAGUGAUAGCUCUUUGCCUAUGGUGAAUAGUAUGAGACUGACAAAAGACAGACACCUGAAGCUUGAGCCAGCCUUUGGAGUAUUGAGGUCAGAUGAAAAAGUAAUUCAGAAGCCAUUUAAUACAAAUGUACUUGUGGAACAACUAGAGCAAGUUCAAAGUGAGUAUACAACCCUGAGAGGUACCACAGAAAUGCAGAAGGUGGAACUAGAACAGGUCAGACCAGCUGCGGGUGAUUCUUCAGUUCUUCAUGAUUUUGCCACUAGAAGUAUGGAACUUACCGUGCAAGUAGAUGAAACUGAGAGAACAGAAAAAAGGAUGAGAAAUGCUUGUGGAAAUUCAGGAGAUUUAAGACCUGUAACUGCGUCACCAAAACCUGAAAAAUCUCACCUUCAUCUAGAGGACCAUCCAGGUCAGAGUUCUGUGGAUGGACUUCCUGAGCAAAAUCUUUGUUCUUCUGAGCACGAUAGAGCCACAAUUGACUUUACUCAGAGUGAAGCUUGUGCUCAGGAUGCUCAACAACCAUGCAUGAGCAGCACAGAAGAGACUUCAGUAGUGAACAAUGAUCAUAGAUGUCCAGAGGAGGAACAGACAUUCAUUUUAACAUUGGUGGAAAUCCCAGCUGACUCAAAAGAGUUUGAUGCAUCUGCUUUGCUGGAACAAACUUCAGAACCCUUACUACCAGCCCCAAUACUUAUCAGCCCAAUAAACGCAAGUGAAACAAGUGUGACUGAAGUGGACAGCAUUGGAUCCUUGACAACUGCAGCUGACGAAUUUGCUGCACCUUUAAACAGCAGUAGUGAAACCAAACACCUGGAGAGUGCAUCACCAGAGCCCAUUUCAAAUUUGAAGACAACUCAAAAAAGGACAUCUGCUGAGCUUGAAGAUGAUGAUUUUCCUCCUGCCAAAAAAACAUCUGCUGUUGUACUAGAAGGUAACUCGGAAACCAUUUAUAAGGGUUAUUCAAUAACAUCAACAAAUGCUCCAAUGAUAGUUUCAGGGAAUCCUUUUCAAAAAGCAGAGGCUUCAGCAAAGGAAAAAGUACUUACCUCUAUGUUGGUGUCUGAAUCUAUGUCACAACUGCCUGAGAGAAGCCAGCCUGAGACUUUGGAGAACUUAGGGGAAGCACCACUUGAGAAUUCGGCAUCCAAACAGGAAGAGGAGGUGAUGUCUAGAUUAACCUCUAACAGUAAAGCAGAUGCAAGUGGACAAGGAAAGCAGGGGGAUAUGUAUGAAUCUGGACAGUUGGAACAUACUGGAAGCCUAGCAUCAUCUUCAAAAACUCCGUUAGUCAGGGGUGGACGAAAACCGUUGGGAUUUUUAUCUUUAAUUUGCAAAAAAAGUAGUUCUGAAUCUAUAGAAGAUACCAGACGUAAUAAAGGAAAGAUGCAAAAACCUCGGAUUGUGACUCCAAAGCUAAGUCUAAAGAAGCCCACUCCAUCCACUAAGGAUGAUAGGGAAUCUUCCUCCCUUCCCUCUACAAGCACAUCAUCUGUGGAGUAUGAGAAUGUAGCUGCUGAUGCUGCAGUUAUGGUUCCAAGUAACAAGCCAUCUGAGAAGCCACCCCCUGGUGCUAAAGAUCAAGAGAAGGAGGAAGAGCCAACCAGAAUCUCUGAGUAUUUUUUCAGUGACAUUUUUAUGGAAGUGGAUGAUUCAGAAUAGCAAAUUUGCUUUAUAAAAACCUGGGAUCUAAGAGUAUAAUGCAACAAGAAGAGUAUUUUUUAAAAGUUCUGAUUUGUUCUGAUGUUCAUUAUGCCACACUUACUGUCAGCCAAGCUGCUGUUAACAAAUUCCAUAAAGAUGAAAUGGAUUGCUUCUAAAGCAACCUGGAUACUUUCAAAAUUUGACAUAAUCUAAACCAUUAUACUGAUAUCAUUGAACCAGACUAGUGGCUGGUGGCUUACAGUUUCACUUGUUUAGAUGCUUCAUAAUGGGUGCAUGACUAUCUUCCAGAAAAGUGCAAUGAAAAUAUGCUUAAUCUUGUGACAAGUAUCCCUUUGAAUUUUAAUGCUAAAGCUUGUGAUACUGUCUAUACAAGUUCUUUACUUCUUUUUGUGAAGUAUGGUAUGUCAGUAUGUUAGAAGGAGGAAUGAACCUAUUAUGUAUAGUGUAAUCUUUCUAGAUCAGGAUGCAAAUACUGGAAGUAGUGUAGUAAAUACAUACAUAUGUUCAGCACUGCAGAUAUUUUUGUUAGCAUCUCCAAAAUACAUAUUUUUGUAAGAGUUUUUAAACAUGAAUUAAAAGAUCCUAAGCUGAAAAGCCAAACAGGUUUAGUUCCUUAAAAAUAUAUUGAGAGCAACCAGAAAAACACCAUUUACCAAAAGAUGCUAUACAAUGUUAAUCUUUGCAACUGUUCUGUUGGAGUGGGAGGAAGAGGUUAAUGGUUUCUGGUAUAAAUGCCAACUCCCUUCUAAAUUUGAAAAAAGGAGAAAAAAAAUUCUCUUCCUUAGUUUUACAUGUAGGUGUUUGUAUAUUUGCUGACUGCCUUGGCUUCCCUUGUGCAAGGUAGAACAAACAGACUGGAUUUAAACCAUGACUAUACAAUGUGGUUGCUUUGGGGGUUUGCUGCUUUGAAGCAGUUAAAUUUGAAUAGUUUUCCUCAUGUUGCAUGUCUUCUUGUACUGUAACUUGCCAUACAGUGAUGUUGUAGCUUUAGAUAUGAGUCUGAUUUUUUUACUUGCCUCAUCAAGGAGGUUGUCUUGAUGAGGUAACAACGUUCAUGCAGUCUCAAAGUCAGGUGGUAACUGAAAGAUUCAAUAUUUAUUCUGAAACUCCUUCUUACACAAAAAUGAGUGUGUAGAUUUAAGUAGUCUAAAUUUUUCUCCUGUUUCUUAAUACCUGCAGGUACUUUUGGAAAACAAAUUAUUUAUUAUAAAAGUGAAACCAAUGUGUAAAUGGUAUUGUUAUGCUCUCGAGACACCUGUCUUUGGUCUAGAGAGUCAUUUACUGGGAAAUCUUUUCAUGUAACUAUCUAGUUACCAAUUCUGAAGUACUUCAUGAGGUUUGAGAAUGUCUUUUUCAAGUUGUUGACGAGGCUUCUGAAGGAACCUUUAAAAUUUUGUCAGCAUCUUUUUGAGGUGGCGCAAAAGGGACCAACAGUCCCAGUGUAAGGUAACUUACUUGAAAGCAUACUGUCACCACCACACACACCCAAAAAAACCUCGCAAACCAAACCAAAACCCCACUACCACCAACAGUUUCUGUUCAGACAGUAUACUUACGCUUUGCCUAAUCUAUUUAACUUGAAAUGUUGAUCUCAGUGUUGUCUUAACUGUAAACAUGAGGAAAUGGAUUAAUCUGUACAUAAAACUCCAUGUGUUAUAUAUAUCUUGUAGAUAUUAUUUUAUAUGUGCCGGUGUUUAGUUCCUGAUCCAUGUGGCAUGUUUAAAUCACUUGCACUGAUAGAGCCUAAAAAUAGAUGUUUGGGGAGUCUAUAAAAUAAUUGCCCUAAGUACUUUCUGAGGUGAUAACCAUUCUGUAUUUAGUUGGGUACAUUUUAGCUUGCAUUUGUAUUACAAGGGGGGAAAAAAGCCAGAACAACUAUUUCGUUACUAAGAUUGUAGGUGCCUUAUCUACCUUGUUAAUUGGGGCUACACAUUUUUUUCCCUGCAGUAAAUCGCAUGCACUUUGUUAUUGGUUUGCUGUUGGUUUUUUUUAAAGAACAAGUUUAAUUUGCGUAGAAAUAAGACAACUUUGUGUUGUGUUUUAUGUAUGAAAGUUUUAUAAUGGUGAAGGAUGUAAGAAAAGAUUGGUGAAAUCUCAGUGCGUAUUACUUCAGCAUUUCUACAAAAAUGUGGUGUAAGAUUGCUUUGCUUAGGGCUGUCUUGACACCUUGUAUCAUUGCAUAUAAAGGAAGUAGCCAUACUGCUGUAUGUAAAUUAUGUGAAUAAAUUAUUUUAUAUUA